This is a messenger RNA of Impatiens glandulifera, 2883 nucleotides long. Its product is annotated as receptor-like protein 6. The coding region runs from base 1 to 2883 and encodes 960 amino acids. The record is from RefSeq and is a predicted model, not a curated record. Lineage: Eukaryota; Viridiplantae; Streptophyta; Magnoliopsida; Ericales; Balsaminaceae. Gene Ontology annotation, molecular function: protein binding. The transcript has a single exon.
AUGGAGUUAAUUCCUUUCACCAAAAGUAUGGCUUUUUCCUUUUGGCUCUUGUUUCUGUGUGCAGACAAUCCACUUUCUACUAGUUCACAGUCUACCAUGGAGGAUCAGAUUGAUGCCUUGUUACAGUUCAAGAAAAGCUUUUCACUCAAUGCCACAGCUUCUACCGAUCAUCUUUCUCAUCCAAAGACUGCUUCUUGGUCUUGGAGUAGUCUCGACCAAAAGAAUCGUAAAACUAGUAGUUGCUGUUUGUGGGAUGGUGUAAUGUGUGAUCAGAACACGGGCCUUGUAAUUGGGCUCGAUCUCAGCAGCAGUUUUCUUUACGGUUCAAUCAGCUCCAGCAGCAGUCUCUUCAGGCUUGUUCAUCUUCAAAUGCUUAAUCUUGCUGAUAACAACUUCAAUGAUUCUGAAAUUCCAUUCAGUAUUGGUAGUAGCCUCUCCAAUUUAAAAAGCCUGAAUCUUUCUAACUCGGGUUUUUCAGGGCAGGUCCCCAUUGAAAUCUCGCGGUUGACAAAUUUGUCUUUGCUGGACCUCUCGGGUAAUUCAUUAACGCUUCUUAAACCUGACUUACUUACCUUGGUUCAGAAUUUUGCAAACUUAAAACAACUUGUGUUGUCUGAAACAAACGUAAAUUCUGUUGUACCUGGCUCUCUGGCAAAUAUUACUUCUUUGACGAAUCUUCAAAUGGUGAGCUGCGGGCUAUAUGGAGAAUUUCCAAACCAAAUAUUCCUUCUUCCGUCGCUUCAAGUUCUUAGGUUGAGCCGAAACAAGAAUCUCACAGGCAGUUUCCCACGUUUUGAUUCACUUAGCCAGCUUCAGGAUAUUAGACUCCAAUUCACAAGUUUCAUGGGUAAAUUACCCGAAACAAUUGGAAAUCUCGCGUCCCUAAAGAUUCUAGCUUUGGGUGUAUCCGGCUUCUCGGGUCCACUUCCAGAUUCACUUGGUAACUUGACCGGUCUUUCUGUCCUGGAUUUGGCAUAUAACAGUUUCCAAGGCCAAAUUCCAAACUUAUCAGGUUUAACGCGACUGACACAUUUAAACCUCGAAGACAACCAGUUAAAGGGCGAGAUUCCUCCUUUAACAGGAAAUCUAUCGCAAUUGGCUCGUUUAUUUCUUAGAGAUAAUGAAUUGACAGGUGAAAUUCCUUCUUACUUGAUGAAUACAACACAAUUAACUCAUCUAGAUUUAUCGGGUAAUCAGUUGCGGGGCUCGAUUCCUAACUGGUUCUCUAGGCUGAUAAAUCUAGAGUCUCUACUCCUCGGUUUCAACAACUUCGCCGGUGAAACUGAGAUAGACACUUUUCUUGAGUUAAAGAAACUUCAAACGUUAGAGCUUUCAAACAACGGAAUAACAUUGCUCAAUGGAAGAAACAACAGCAGAAAAACGAAUGAGAGUUUUCCGGAUCUUAGUUACCUGGCUAUGGGAUCAUGUAAUUUGGAAGAGAUCCCAUAUUUUGUGAGAUAUCAAGACCAGUUGUCGACCUUAAAUCUCCGCGGAAACAAGAUUCAACAGUUACCCAAUUGGAUUUGGAACGUGAGUACAUCGACUCUUACGGUUCUGGACCUUUCGAGCAACUCUUUGAUGCACUUCUUAAAUGAGCGCUCUGAUGUCCUUCCAUGGUCAAACUUGCGCCAAAUGGAUAUUAGCAACAAUCAAGGGCUAUCUGGAUCAAUCCCAAUGCCAGCUCCAUUUAUGGUUCUGUAUCAAGCAUCGAACAACAACUUCACAGGGAGAAUCCCACCAGGGAUUUGUCAAGCAGACUCUCUACAAUGGCUUGAUCUGUCUGACAAUAACUUGAUCGGCGAGAUCCCACAAUGCUUGGGUAAUCUCAGCAGUUCUUCUCUCACGGUGUUGAACCUUGGCAGCAACAAUCUUGAGGGGAGUUUAUCUGUCGAGUUUUCCAAGGGAUGUAAAUUGAAGAUGAUUGAUUUCAGUCAUAAUCGUUUGCAGAGCUUUGUGCCAAGAUCAUUGGAAAACUGUUCAUUACUUGAGAUUCUUAACCUCGGGGAAAAUCUUAUAGAUGAUAUCUUCCCUUCAUGGCUUGGAGUUCUUCCUCUAUUGCAGAUCCUAAUUUUAAGAUCAAACAGAUUCCAUGGAAGUAUAACAGUUGCUGAUGAUGAUACCAUUACCAUUACCAAUACGCCUUUCACGAAUCUUCGUAUCAUUGACCUCUCUCACAAUGGUUUCACGGGUGCAUUGACAUCAGAAUUUUUCAGAAAUCUAACAUCAAUGAAGAACGACACAGGACAUGAGAUGAGAUACAUGGAGACAAUGAAUAUCGACGGGAUAAUAUUCAGUUGGUAUGAUUUUUCAAUAACCUUGACGAACAAAGGCGUAUUUACCUUGUAUGGAGACAUUCUGUACGAGCUCGUGGCCAUUGAUUUCUCGAGCAACAAUCUGGAAGGGGAGAUCCUUGAGACAAUUGGAAACCUGGAAAUGCUUAAACUACUAAACCUAUCGAACAAUGACCUGAAUGGUAUUAUCCCUGAAUCUUUAGGUAAGCUGAAGAACGUUGAAUCGCUAGAUCUAUCCAACAAUCAACUAACGGGAGAAAUCCCACAAAAACUGGUUUCACUUACUUCACUCUCUGUUUUGGAUUUGUCAAAUAACCAUCUCAGCGGACAAAUUCCUAGAGGGAAACAAUUCAACACAUUCCCGGUGGAUUCUUACAUUGGAAAUCCAGGAUUGUGUGGAGAACCCUUGUCAGUAAAAUGCGGAGAAGUGAAAACAACAGCAGCACCGCCGCCGCCGCCGUCGAAUGGUGGAGACGACGAUCUGUUGAUGUGGGUUAUUGUAAGCCUAGGAUAUGCAAGUGGGUUGGUGGUCGGUCUGGUCGGUGGUCAAUUUGUAAGCACGAGAUACGGAUUUAGGAGGAGAAAGAGAUGA